AUGGGCUCAACCCCUAGUGUUCUUGUGAUGUUAUUUGCUCUUUUUUUCAUUGAAAGACUUGAGUUCAUUUGUAGUAAUACAAAUUCAAAUCUGAGUUGCAUAGCGAGUGAGAGAGAAGCUCUUAUGAAAUUCAAAGGAAAUCUCACAGAUGAAGCAAACCGUUUAUCCUCGUGGGUCGGAAAGGACUGUUGCACGUGGAAGGGUGUUGGUUGUAGCGAUAAAACAGGCCAUGUUGUGAAGCUUGAUCUGCAUUAUCCAAUUUUCGACGACCAUGAUCCAAAUUUCCAAAUGAACCAAUUGCGUGGUCAGAUAAGUCCUUCCUUACUUGAUUUAAAUCAUUUGAAUUACCUAGACUUGAGCAUGAAUUCAUUUUAUGGUCCGCUGCCAUCAUCACUCGGAAGACUAUCAUAUUUGAGAGUGUUAUAUACUGGAGACAAUCAAUUGAAUGGGAGCAUUCCAAUUAGUCUUGGACAACUUUCAAAACUAGAAUAUCUAGAUUUGUCAAACAAUUCAUUUGUUGGCACCGUAUUUGAACUUCACUUUGCCAAACUCAAGAGUUUAAAUGAAUUGUACUUGCAUUCAAAUUCAUUAGUUUUGAAUGUGACCUCGCAAUGGAUUCCUCCCUUUCAACUCCAAGUCAUACAAUUGUCAUCCAUCACAGUAGGACCCCAAUUUCCUCAAUGGCUCGAAACACAAAAAAAUGUUACACAUUUAUACAUGUCUAAUGCAAGCAUCUCAGAUGUCAUUCCUGAUUGGUUUGAGAGUAUUUAUUGUGGCACUAUAUACUUGGAUCUUUCCAACAACCAGAUCAAAGGAAAGGUGCCAAUAUCUCAAAAAUGUAAAUAUAGAUAUGGUAAUGGUGCUGGUGAUAAAGAGUUACUAUUGAGUUCUAACAGAUUUGAGGGCCCACUAACCCUUCCUUCAGAUUUUUAUUUCUUAGAUCUCUUCAACAACUUGCUUUCAGGACCUAUUACUGUGAGUGAUGAUAAUGCGACGAUGAGAUUCAUGUAUCUUGUUCUCUCAAAUAACCAUUUGACUGGUGUCAUUCCAGUGUCUUUGUGCAAGGCAAAGGAUAUAACUCUUAUUGAUUUCUCAAACAAUCAGUUAUUAGGAAAAAUUCCUCCUUGCUUGGGGUAG
Molecule: messenger RNA, 1137 nt
Organism: Camellia sinensis
Lineage: Eukaryota; Viridiplantae; Streptophyta; Magnoliopsida; Ericales; Theaceae
Product: receptor-like protein EIX2
Molecular function (GO): protein binding
Source: RefSeq, a predicted model, not a curated record